AACGGGCGAUGCACGCGCGACGGGAGCCCCUCCCUCCUCAGCCGGACAGCAGCUGGCAAAAUUCAAACAAAGCUUUUAGAGAGAGAAAAGUGAACCGUUUCGGCUAAACAAAGUGAAAAUGAAAUAAAACACCAGGAAUAACGAGUUUUUCGGUGGUUAUUUGUCAUUACUUUGACCUUGGGAAAGUUUCUAGAAAUUCUGCAGUUGUUUGCCAAGGCGUUAACUGGACAGGUGUAACCGGAGAGGGACUUUUCCUCAGGAAGAUGAGCGAACGACGCUAAACUCAGGAAGUAACACAAGAGCUGACCUAUGUAAGGAAGGAGACUGGAAAUUUCUCACACAUACACACACCAAUUACACACACAAGGACGCUACAAUGGCAGCUUUCAGUGGCACCUGUGACUCUAAGGUGAAUCGGGCAUCCAGGCGCCAAGGAAAGGACACGAAAAGCAAGUCCAAUGUGUGUGGAAGUCCUCUGGAGCAGAGUGACUGUAGCGCUGUGCUGGAGAAGAGUCAGGAAUUCUUUCAGAUCUGCGACACUGAGGACAAGGGCUUUGUUACUCGACGGGACAUGCAGAGGCUGCUUGGAGAAUUGCCUCUGAGUGCUGAGGAGCUGGAGAAUGUGUUUGAUACGCUGGAUGCUGAUGGAAACGGAUACCUUACCCCAGAGGAGUUCUCCUCUGGCUUUAGUGAGUUCAUAUUUGGCCCUGCAGCAUCAGCGGUGACUCCACAGCCUGCUCCAGAGCAUGUCGCAGAGCUGAUUUCUCCUGAUAUGCUCUACCAGAGUCAGUGGGAGGAUAAACUCAGUGUGAGCGAGGAUGACGAGGAGAAACAUUUCUGCAUUCUGAUGGAGAACCUGGGAGCCAGCAAUGUCUUCGAGGAUCCAGGAGUAGUGCGCAGUCUGUGGGCUCAGCUGCGCAGGGAUGAGCCUCGUCUCCUGUCUAACUUUGAGGAGUUUCUUGCCAGGGUCACUUACCAAAUUAAAGAAGCUAACCAGGAGAAGAGCGAGAUGGAAACUGCUUUGAAAAGGAAAGCAGCUUCCCAUGAUGAUGAAAUCCAGCGUCUUUAUGAGGAAAUGGAGCAACAGAUCAAAAAUGAGAAAGACAGGAUUCUUUUACAGGAUUCUGAAAGGUUCUUAACUCGCAGUCAAGAUCUUGAGUACCAGCUUUCUAGCAAAGAAAAGGAACUUGAACUGCUUUCAAACAAACAGAAACUGUUAGAGCAGCAGUGUCGUGAGCUGCACAGCGAGCAGAGGGAGACUGCAGUAGAGAAUGUGAAACUGAAGCAGUAUAAUGAGGAGCUGGCUCACGAGCUGGACCUCACCACUCAGGAGCUGAGCUUAGCACAGGAGCAGCUCAGUCUGCUGCAGGAACAAGCUUCUCGCCUACGGGAAGAGCGAGAGCUGGAGAUGUACAGAGUUACAGAGGGUUUGCAAAGAGAAAGAGCAAGUCUACUUAAGCAACUAGAUUUACUAAGGGAAAUGAACAAACAUUUACGAGAUGAGCAAGAUAUGUGCUAUCAAAAACCAAAGAACUCAGCUGUAAAAUCAUCAAUGGCACAGAUAUCUGGAUACACAGAAAUGAAACAAUCAUUCAAGAGUGAUGAUGAAGAGGACAUACUGCCACAUUCUAAGAGGAAGAGUGCAAAAGGUGUAAAGGGGCACGGUUUGGCUCUAGGGCAAGAGGAUCAAGGGGGAUGGCGUUCUCCUACACACCAGCUACAGAGGAUCAUUUCCAUCGAGGAAGACCACCUCCCCCAGCUCCUGCAGAGGGAGUACCAGGCCGAGCUCAGGAACUGGAGUGAGGAAGAGGAGGACCUGGAAGAGGGAAUUGACCUCCAGAUGACUAGUAUCUUCCCUUCUGCCAGCACACCAAUCUCACAGUGUCCUCCACCAGAGAGCAGACAUACAUACACCCCCACCUCACCCAGGGGGCAACCUGUGGGCAAGGAGACUGUCCAACCGGAGGAAGGAGCAAGCUCAGGACCCGACCGUCUCUUUAAGAUUGUUCUGGUGGGAAACUCCAGUGUUGGCAAGACCUCUCUACUGCGCCGUUUCUGUGAUGACUCUUUCUACCCAGGAACCUCAGCGACUGUUGGUAUUGACUACAGUGUAAAGACACUUAUAGUGGACAACAGCCAGGUAGCGCUGCAGAUGUGGGAUACAGCUGGGCAGGAAAGGUACCGUAGCAUCACUAAGCAGUUUUUCCGCAAGGCAGAUGGCGUAGUGGUCAUGUAUGACAUCACUUGUGAGCAGACUUUUACAGCAGUGAGGUCAUGGCUAGCCAGCGUACAGGAAGGAGCAGGAGAUGACAUUCCUGUCAUGUUGCUGGGAAAUAAGACAGAUCUGGAGGGCCAGAGAGAGAUCCAGUUCAGAGUGGGAGAGAAAUUGGCUAAGGAGUCUCGGCUGAUUUUCUUUGAGUGCAGUGCUUUAUCUGGCCACAAUGUGACCGAGUCCAUGGUGCAUUUGGCAAGGGUUCUAAAGGAACAAGAGGACAGAGAGAAAGAGAAAACUGUCUCCCUGGUUGAUGCCCCUUCAAAGAAGAAGUCCUGCUGCUAGCAGAAAGAUCCUGAUACACAUACACACACACACACACACACACACAUCACCUGUGCUCAAUGGCAGCUCACCUCCAUCUCCCUGGUUUUAAUGGCACAGUAUGUUUUACACAGUUCUCACCCUCUACACAUGUGUUUUAACAUCAUAUAACACUUUUAGACAUAUUUUGUGAUUGUUUUUAACUUUGACAACGUAGUAAAUGGGCAGUAUUAUGAUGAGGGUGAAGAUUUGCACUUUAGGUUUUUGGUAGAUCAACUGUACAUAUAAAAUAUAGGCUCAUCAUACCAAAAGCAAGAGUUAGCUUUAUCAUGAUAUUUACACAAACAUAUAUUAACUAUUGAGAAAAGUAGAUGAAGGAAAUCUCAUUCAAACUUUUGUUUACAGUAUAAAUGUUUACAUCUCUAAAUUUGAAGUGCCAAAUUGGUGUUUAUUUGGCAGUGAAAUAUGAAAUGACUUCCCUUCCUGUGAUGUAUGAGGGAAACAAACUGUCAAGAUCAUCUAGAAGAGCAUAAUUAUAGUUUAUUUUACUGUCUGAACAAACAUGUUUAUUUUAGGAGUUUCUGAAGAAUUGCAAAGAGCAAUUGAUAGGAAAGCUGCCCACUGUGUGAAUUCUAAAUACUCAUACUGGAGAAGCAGGGUUUGUGCCUGCAUGUUUGUCAUUUGUGUUAGUUGUAAUGUUUCUUUGAUAUGUGGCCUAAAUCCACUAACUUUGUACAAACAAUUUAGUGCAAUCAGUGUUGACACCACUGCCAAAUCCCAAUGGAAGCUUGGAGCUGUUCAUGUUCUUUCUUUGACAUAGCUAUUUUUCACACAUUUAGUGCAAUCAGUGUUGACUCCACUGCCAAAUGAAAGCUUAGAGCUAUCCAUGUUCUCCCUGUGGUGCAGCUAUUUUCUGUUAUUCACAAUAUAUAUAUUUUUUGGCUUCUGUAUCUGUCAAGGAUAAAUAUUGAAGACCCUAGCACUUUGUAAGGAUCAAGAAGGGCUUGUUUUUUUAUAGCAUCAAAUAAGUCUGAGCCCAUGAAACAAAUUGUGAUUGGGAUCUCAAGUUGUUCUGUCUCUAACGUGCUUUUUUUAAUCAUCUCUGUCCUGUGUGACAAAUGAACAUCAUGCUGACAGAUCAAGCCACACCCCCCUGUGUGUGUGAACUUUGCAUAUUCAAACACAGUUCCCACUUGUAGACCUGCACCUCCCCUGUAAUGUACUGUACAUGUGAGUAUUUUCCCUGCUCUAAACACAUGAAGGACUUGGUUAUUAAUUACUUGACAAGUUGUUGAGAGUGCGCAAAAUACUACAACAUUUAGGGUUAGACACUGCCCAUGAAGGGUACCACUGUUGUAAUAGAACUUUAUUGUGUAAUUAUUUUGAAGUAAUUGAAAUAAAAAU
Molecule: messenger RNA, 3940 nt
Organism: Pangasianodon hypophthalmus (striped catfish)
Lineage: Eukaryota; Metazoa; Chordata; Actinopteri; Siluriformes; Pangasiidae
Gene: cracr2aa
Product: calcium release activated channel regulator 2Aa
Exons: 18
Coding region: 377-2557 (726 amino acids)
Molecular function (GO): calcium ion binding; GTP binding; GTPase activity
Source: RefSeq, a predicted model, not a curated record